AUGGUCCCUUACCGCGUGGCGUUCGUUUCCGAUUUUUUUUUCCCAGGCUUUGGCGGGGUUGAGGUGCACAUCUACAAUGUCGCCCAGUGCCUGAUGCGGCGGGGCCAUAAAGUCAUCAUUAUCACCCGAGCCUACGGCGAGCGGGUGGGCAUUCGGUAUUACACCAACGGCAUGAAAGUGUAUUAUCUCCCCUUUCUCGCGGCGAAGCUCCCGCCGGGGUCGGUGACUUUGCCGACCUGGCUCGCGGCCUUUCCCCUUCUCCGGACGAUCUUCAUUCGCGAGCGGAUCACCGUCGUGCAUGGCCACCAAACCACCUCCAACCUCUGCCAUGAGGCCAUUUUCCACGCCGGGGCGAUGGGGAUCAAAACCUGCUUUACGGACCACUCGCUCUUCGGCUUCGCCGACGCGGCGUCGAUUCACAUCAACAAAGUCCUGGAGUGGAGCCUGCGAACGGUGGACCAAGUGAUCUGCGUGAGCAACACCUGCCGCGAGAACACCGUCCUGCGGGCGAAAAUCGCGCCCGAGCGGGUGAGCGUCAUCCCGAACGGCACCGACCACGCCAUGUUCACCCCGCCGGAGGAGAUGAAGUACAAAUCCUGGGCCUCCAAGACCGACAAGGACGGCCUCACCAUCGUCGUCAUCACGCGGCUGGUCUACCGCAAAGGCUCGGAUCUCUUUGUGGACGUGAUCCCGGAGAUCUGCCGGCGGCACCCGAAUAUUCGCUGGAUUAUCGGCGGCAAUGGGCCCCGGCGCUCCCAGCUCGAGCAGAUGAUCGAGCGCUGCGAUUUGAUGGGCCGGGUGAAGAUGCUGGGCGCGCUCAAACACACGGAGGUCCGCAGCGUCCUCACGCAGGGCCAGAUCUUCCUCAAUUGCAGUCUGACGGAGGCCUUUUGCAUCGCGUUGAUCGAGGCCGCCUCGUGCGGGCUGCUGACCGUCUCGACGCGGGUCGGCGGGGUGCCGGAGGUCCUUCCCCCACAUAUGCUGCUCCUGGCGGAGCCCGACCCCCUCUCCAUCGUCGCCGCCCUCGAGGAGGCGAUCCACAAAGUCCCUUAUCUCUCCCCGUGGGAGCUGCAUGAGAAUUGCCGGCGGUUUUAUAGCUGGGAUUGGGUCGCGGCGCGAACAGAGCGGGUGUAUGAUCGAAUUAUUAAUAUGCCUACCCUCUCGACCUACGAACGCUGCAUGAGCUACGUCUCGCUCGGGCGGGUCUUUGGGAUUAUUUGUUGGAUGCUCUACGCGGUCGAUUGGCUCAUGUCGGUCCUUCUGGAGUACUUUAUCCCGGUGGAAGGCAUCGAUAUCGCGCCGGACUUUCCUAUGGAGCUUUAUCUCCGAAAUAAGGAUAAGCUCAAGUUGACUUAG
Messenger RNA from Phytomonas sp. Hart1, 1356 nucleotides. The record is from the annotation of a GenBank genome assembly. NCBI's taxonomy places the organism in Eukaryota, Euglenozoa, Kinetoplastea, Trypanosomatida, Trypanosomatidae.